UACCUCUUAAUGGUUCAGACCUCUUUACCAGUAAAGUGGAUUGAAGUUUAUUUUGAUAUCCAUCUCAAAAAAGAAAGCAAAAAGAAGUAUUGGGCCGGAGAGCUGGACAUUAAUAGUCUUGAGGGAUUUGAGUUUAUUUCUGAAAAAUCAAGAGAAAUCUAUUUACGGUACAGAAGUGAUAUGAUCAAGUUGCAUGGGUCGGAUCUCAACCAACAUCCGGAUGAUCUUGAUGUGUGGGUGAGAGUGGCAGGAGAUAAAAAGGGCCGGAUGUUCGGGGUAGGAUCUUCGGAUCCUAAUUUCGCGAUAACUGGGAAAUUGUCUACAUCUACCGAAUCUAAAUUAUAUUUUGAUGCCAUAAGGUCGCAAGAGGAGGUUGAAAAAGUCCGAGUUGAAAUGGAAAAGGAACUUGCAACUGAAAGGGAUGCGAGACAAGAGUUGGAACAAAAAGUGCAACAGAUGGAAAAAGAAAUGAAAGAAAAUGAAGAAAAGAGGCAAAAACAAUUUGAAGAGUUUAUGAAAAAAUUCCAGCCUCCCGUUAGUCAUUAG
This is a messenger RNA of Helianthus annuus (common sunflower), 546 nucleotides long. RefSeq lists its product as uncharacterized. The transcript is spliced from 3 exons. NCBI's taxonomy places the organism in Eukaryota, Viridiplantae, Streptophyta, Magnoliopsida, Asterales, Asteraceae. The coding region runs from base 10 to 546 and encodes 178 amino acids. The record is from RefSeq and is a predicted model, not a curated record.